Molecule: messenger RNA, 692 nt
Organism: Mercenaria mercenaria
Lineage: Eukaryota; Metazoa; Mollusca; Bivalvia; Venerida; Veneridae
Exons: 3
Coding region: 133-492 (119 amino acids)
Source: RefSeq, a predicted model, not a curated record
CAAUUCUAUUGUAAUAUAGAAACCAUAAUUGCAUUAAAGUUGCAUUAAAUUUGUUAAAUCUAGACAAUUUAUCAGAAAAAAAGAUAUAUCAUUCAUUCUCAGCAUCUGGACCUGUUGCAACUGCCUAAAAUCAUGGCUUCUCAUGUUAUUUUGUUGCUAUCACUUGUUGGUAUGUUCGAUCUUCUUGGAAUAGCUGUGAACGGACUGGAAUGUUACAAGUGCCAAAACUGCAAUGACCCAUUCAAGUCUUCUGGAAUUUCGACAAUUGCAUGCCAUGAAUCCUGCUUGAAAACUAAGGGAACAAAAGAUGGACAUGCUGGAAGAAACUGCGGCGUAGGCAAGAAGGAUGAAUGUAACAAAGUUACUAAAGAUGGCGUCGAGUAUGAAAUAUGCACGUGUACUUCUGACAAGUGCAAUGGAGUAAGCACGAUGAAGAUACACCAGAUAUUAUUGAUUUUGACAGCGUUUAUAGCGAGGAAGCUGAUGUUUUGAAACACGACGUGAUAACAAAAACACUAUUGAAUUUCAAGUUUGGUCAAUAAAGCAGAUUAGAAGAAAAACAAUCUGGUUACAUUCACUUUGACUUAUCCAGCCAUGCACAGCCUGAAGAUACCAUGCCAAAAUCCGUUUUCUAUUAGACACGCCAGGUUAAAUGUAUUUAGAUGUCCAGCAAUGCUCUGAAAUAAAAAUUG